AUGGUGGAGACCAUCACAACAGACCUCUCUCUGAACUACAUGAAUUCUGGAUAUGUGGACUAUGGGGGAAAUAUUGAAUAUGAAUGCUCAAGACAACCUUACGGAUUGAUGGUCUUUGCGUGUGUCUGUAUGGGGAUUUCUCUCUGUGGACUUGUGGGGAAUGGGGUAGUCAUGUGGUUCCUGGGCUUCCACAUGAAGCAGAACCCUUUCACUGUCUACAUCCUAAAUCUAGCUGUUGCUGACUUCUCUCUGCUCCUCCUGUUUUUUCUGCUCAUACUGGCAUUUUUGAGCUUAACAGCAAUUUGUUCUUAUUUGUAUAAUUUUAUUUCUUUCUACAUAGAUUUUGUAUCAGUAGUUGAAUUUCUGUGCCACUUUUUUGACCUUAGCAGCUUGGGUCUCCUGGCAGCAAUCAGCGUGGAGCGAUGUCUCUCUGUCCUCUUCCCAAUCUGGUAUCGCUGCCACCGCCCAAAGCACUUAUCAGGUGUUGUGAGCGGGAUGCUCUGGGCUCUUGCUGGAUUUUUUGUUUCCUCAAUGUAUCUUAGCUUUAACUUUGCUGAAAGCUAUGAAACAGCAUUUUCAGGUGUAGCCAUUGCAAUUGCCAUUAUUUUGUCAUCAAUUAUGUUAAUUUCCAACCUGUCCCUGUUCAUCAAACUCCAAUGUGGCUUACAGAGACGACGCCUGGGGAAACUCUAUGUUGCUGUCCUUCUCAACGUGAUCUUCUUUUUUGCCCUUGGUAUUCCUUUCAGUGUAGAGGUUUUCCUCAGCCUUCCAAGUUCACACGAAUUGUUUCCUGAAAAUACAUCUUUUCUGCUGGCUUUGCUGAACUGCAGCGUCAAUCCAGUCAUUUACUUUCUGGUGGGGAGCUGCCGGCAGUGCCAGUUCCGAAGCUCUGUGAAAGUCGCCCUCCGACGAGUGUUUGAAGAGAAAGCGGUGAGCAAGGAGAGGAGCCAUGUGCCUGAAGACACUGUGGUGGAGACCACUCUAUAG
Messenger RNA from Egretta garzetta (little egret), 987 nucleotides. Its product is annotated as mas-related G-protein coupled receptor member X1-like. The coding region runs from base 1 to 987 and encodes 328 amino acids. Lineage: Eukaryota; Metazoa; Chordata; Aves; Pelecaniformes; Ardeidae. Gene Ontology annotation, molecular function: G protein-coupled receptor activity. Gene Ontology annotation, biological process: G protein-coupled receptor signaling pathway. Gene Ontology annotation, cellular component: membrane. The record is from RefSeq and is a predicted model, not a curated record. The transcript has a single exon.